Messenger RNA from Melanotaenia boesemani (Boeseman's rainbowfish), 944 nucleotides. RefSeq names its product homeobox D9a (gene hoxd9a). Gene Ontology annotation, cellular component: nucleus. The record is from RefSeq and is a predicted model, not a curated record. The transcript is spliced from 2 exons. Gene Ontology annotation, molecular function: DNA-binding transcription factor activity, RNA polymerase II-specific; RNA polymerase II cis-regulatory region sequence-specific DNA binding. Gene Ontology annotation, biological process: embryonic skeletal system morphogenesis; anterior/posterior pattern specification; regulation of transcription by RNA polymerase II. Lineage: Eukaryota; Metazoa; Chordata; Actinopteri; Atheriniformes; Melanotaeniidae. Bases 32 to 826 code for a protein of 264 amino acids.
CGUAUUAUAUGAGUAGUAAGAGAUCAAAAAAAUGUCUUCCAGUGGCACGCUUAGUAACUGUUAUGUGGACGCUGUUUUGGGUCAGGAGCCAGAGGAUGUUUACGGAGCUCGCUUUAUUCAGGCUCCACACACGAUGACCCCGAGGCCGUCAGGUGCUGGGGAUACAGCCGACUUCUCCUCGUGUAAUUUUGCACCAAAGUCCGCCGUUUUCUCAUCGUCCUGGUCCCCAGUUCAUCAUCAAGGGAUUUAUCAUCCUUAUGUCCACCAUCACCACCACCACCAGUCCCAUUUGCCCGCUUCGGACGGCAGAUAUGUCGGCGUCCGCUCCUGGAUGGAGCCCAUCUCAAACCACGUUUCUUUUGCCGGGUUCCACUCCAACAGCCGGCCGUACGGGACAAAGCCAGAGGUCCUGCCAGCGAAAGCUACAGAAUGCGACACAUUGGAGGCAGAAACUCGACCGAUCGCCAGCGAAUUCUCGUGCGGAAGAUCGGAGUGUCCAGAGAAAGCGACUAAGGAGCACAGUGGAAGCGAGAUUUCGAGUCAGAGCGACUCCAAAGACGAGAAACAACAACUUGACCCAAACAAUCCUGCAGCAAACUGGAUCCACGCGCGCUCGACAAGAAAGAAGCGGUGUCCCUACACAAAAUAUCAGACUUUAGAGUUGGAGAAGGAGUUCCUCUAUAAUAUGUAUUUGACAAGAGAUCGGCGCUAUGAGGUCGCCCGCAUACUCAGUUUAACUGAGAGACAAGUCAAGAUCUGGUUCCAGAACAGAAGAAUGAAAAUGAAGAAAAUGAACAGGGAGAGGAGCAACAAGGAGCAGCUAUAGGUUCGCUGCUAUUUCACACAUUUUAGUGUUUCUACCAAGGAAGCCAUUUGAACAAUUACAUUUCUUUUCCUAGGACUGUCAUUGCCAUAGCCAUUAUAUAUUUUUAUUUUUUUUUCAG